Hordeum vulgare subsp. vulgare (domesticated barley) is the source of this 1788-nucleotide messenger RNA. RefSeq names its product probable pathogenesis-related protein ARB_02861. The transcript has 5 exons. Bases 1 to 714 code for a protein of 237 amino acids. The record is from RefSeq and is a predicted model, not a curated record. Lineage: Eukaryota; Viridiplantae; Streptophyta; Magnoliopsida; Poales; Poaceae.
AUGGACGCGAGCUGCUGCGCGCGUAGGAGGAGGUCAAGCGGAUGCAGUCGGUGCCGCUCGUCAUCGGCCAGUUCAUGGAGAUGGUCGACGGCAACAACGGCAUCAUCGGCUCCACCACCGGCAGCAACUACUACGUGCGCAUCCUCAGCACCAUCAACCGCGAUCUGCUCAAGCCCUCCGCCUCCGUCGCCCUGCACCGCCACUCCAACGCCCUCGUCGACGUGCUGGCCCCCGAGGCGAGCAGCAGCAGCACUAGCGAGCGAGCGGCAACGGCGGCGACACGAGAGCGCCGGUCCGUCCCCGCCGCGGGCUGCAGCCGCCCUCCUCUCCUCUGGGCACGGGGACCGCGCCCUGGUCCGACGCCAGCGCCCGCGCGGCUCUGCUCCUCGCCUCCGCUGGUGCUUUCAGCUGGGAAAAUCCGCGGGCUCUGUGAUUCCAAGAUGGAGAAGUGUCUCUGAGGAGACGACAACCCAAUGGAUCGGGCAUGAGGAGAAGAGCGCGGCCUCCGUCUCCAACUUCGGCGGUCAUGGUGGCUUCGCCGAGCUGAAGGAUUUUCUCAGCUGCGCCGAUCAGGAGUUUCAUGAAGAUGCCAAGGGGAGCUCUGACAGCAGGUGCCUCCAUGAGAUGCUUGAGGAGGCCCAGUCCGACUCGCCGCUUUCAUUCUACUCGCAUAUUGACUCUAGCGAAGCAAGCGACAGCGAGAUAAAUUUGUGAUGUUAUGUGGGGUAAGAAAAUUUGUGAGCCGCCGCCGAAGCGCAGAUGCAGGCGCCGGCAGAUAAUCCCGGGUAACAAAAUUCCUGAAUGUUAUCUUGUGGUUGUAGGUUCAGUUGCCUUUGCCUUUUUCUGAAACUUUUUAAGCUUUCAGUCUUGCACUGUGAAACCAGGAGGUUUUGGACGCCGGGAGCACAAAAACUCAAAAUCUACACCCCUGCUAGAAAUAUAGAGUAUGUGAAAUGGAACCAUGAUCCGGAAAACGCAUAUUACUGGAAGUACCAACAAGUGUUGGUCAUGCCUUGCUAGAGUGUUUUUUCUUCUGAAUUUUGGCAUGGGGGGUAUUCCGUAUUGCUGAAGCAGGAUAUGUUCAAUUUACUGUAGUUGCUGCUGUGCAAUUAUUGAAAAUCAAUGCUCCCCCUGUAGUUGUCACAGUAUGUCAUUUUCUUUGUCGGGUCCAAACAGUUUUAAAGGCCUGCACCUUCAAAUAUAUUUUUACUGCUAGCUAGUGAGAAUAUUUUAGUUACUCCAUAAACACAUGUUGAUUAGUGUUAGUCAUACUAUUUACGUGUUGUGUUUUCUACAAUAACAUGAUUAAUUAGGUUUCAUCCUUAGCUUUAGCGUCUUCUUCCAAAAGGUUCUCAUCGAUUAGUACCGUCAACCUGUACAUAUUAUACUUCCUCCGUUCGGAAAUACUUGUCAUAGGGAUGGAUGUAUCUAGAUGUAUUUUAGUUCUAGGUACAUCCUUUUUUUAUCAAUUUGUGCGACAAAUAAUUCCAGACGGAGGGAGUACCAUUUUGUUUCCUCGUUGGCUACUAUUUUGUUCUUAUUUUUUGCAUAGGUGAAAUGUGAAGCCAAGCGUGAAGUCGUGAAGCCUAUAUGCAAAGAGCCGCAUAUCAUGUAUUGUAAUAGUAGACUGUAGUAGGCAUAUUUGAGUUGUAGUAGUGUAAAGAUUGUAAUAGACUAAUUUAGUGUUUUUUGGACGAAUUUUAUUUGUUCUGUGAUCUGUUCAAAAUAUUGAUUUUGUAUGUGAUUUGUAUACCUAUGAAAUGGAAACCUCACAAAUUGUUUGACAAA